This is a messenger RNA of Hydra vulgaris (swiftwater hydra), 13107 nucleotides long. RefSeq lists its product as uncharacterized. Gene Ontology annotation, molecular function: protein binding. NCBI's taxonomy places the organism in Eukaryota, Metazoa, Cnidaria, Hydrozoa, Anthoathecata, Hydridae. The record is from RefSeq and is a predicted model, not a curated record.
UUCAAAAACAAAAAAAUUAAUCAAACAACGAAAUGCAUCUUGUUUGAAAAAUGAAGACAGAAAUUGCGAAUUGCAUCUUAGUUUUGGCUUAUUGCAAUUUAGUAUUUGCUGCUCAAUAUAAAUAUGAAUUGAUAAAGACGAAUUUAUUUACAACUAAUACUUGGUAUAAUAUCCGAGCAUAUCCCUUUGGUUUACAAAAUGAAGACUUUUAUAAAAAGAACGUGAUAUUAAAUAAAAAUGAAGUAUGGUUGUUCAAUUUAGCCGAAGAAGUCAACAUUGUUAAUGUUACUUUGGCAUUCAAAGAAAAAAAUUACGAAUUUCGUUUAAUAAGUCCUGGCGAAAAUGCAUAUUGUUCAUCCGAAAAUGACAACAAUAACUGUUUUGAAACGAAAUAUCAAAGUAAUAGUUACUAUGAAAUAAAUGUUGGAUUCAGUAGUAGUACUACAUCAUAUAUUAAGUUAUCAGCUGAAGUUACUGAGAUGCUUCUUUACUUCAUUGUAUACACCAAAGAGUUGAACAAACCUUCAUAUUUUAUUGCCCCAGAUUCAAGCAUGUAUUCAAUUUAUGAAGCAUCAUUCUUCUCGAACAAUUUAAACGUUAACUUUAACACUAUAUCUAAAAUUUUAAAUCUCACUACUACUGAUAUUCAACCUAUAAAUUCAUUCAAUACAGAGUUUGAUGGGUUUCAAGUUGCAUGGUUUACAAUAAAAUUAAGUAAAAUUCAAUUAGUUCAUCAAUUUAUUGUUAUGUCAAGCAACGAGAAUGGUUUAAAUUUCAUCAAAGGAAUAUCUUUAUCAUUUCGAAUAAAUGAAACCAGAAAUUUUAUUAUAUAUAAAGAAAAUAAUGAAACAAAGGUUUUUACAAGCAACUAUAUUAGUUUAAUGUGGUUUUGUUAUACUUUGAUAAAUCCCUUUAUGGCUUCAGAAAUCAGAAUAAAUAUUGAUUCAGGAGAUUCACUUAUGAAUUUUAAAAUGGAUUUCAGAUUUAUUGAAUCUAUUGAAUACCAAUAUAAUAAACCAACCAUUGAAUCAUUUGUAUUUUCAAAAAGUGAUUUGUUAAUAAUGAGAUUUAAUGCAUCGAGUUUAAUCACUGGACUAACAUUUGAUACUAUUGAUCAAUUAUUGGAGUUUUGUAUCUAUUAUGAAGUAAAUGGUAAUUACUUACCAUACAAAGAUAACAAGCUGUUUAAUGAUACUAUUGUUUUUUCAAUUUCAUCUGAAAUAUAUUUAUAUCCUUUUCGAACAUCAUCACUUAAACUUUUGUGUUUAAAUUGGAAUACAGUUAGUGAAAGCAACUUUACCAUUGCUGUGAAAGGAACUUCAUAUCUUACUGCUGAUUAUUCUUGGUCAAAAGAAAACAUGGAUGUAACAAACAAUUUUGUCCAAUAUACAAGUGUUGUUGGGACUGAAAUUCUAUUUGGUGAUUCAGUUAAUAUGAAAAAAAUUAAUUCUUUAAAUAGACUUAUGACCAAUCAUUUUGGACCAAGUUGCUACACUCAACCAGAUUUAUGCGAUACAGGAUUUACUGUUCAACUCAAUGUAGAAGUUCCAUUUUCAUCUCAUGAUGUUGAGCUCAAUUUUCGUCCAACUAGAGCUUUUUAUAUAAAUAGCGAUGAUAAAUAUUUUCUUGAGCCUGAAAUAAUACAUUUUGGACAAUUAUAUACAACCUUCUUCUUGUUCAACAAUGUCAAUCUGCCAUCAAAUGCAGAAGUUUUAAGUUUUCAGUUUUUCAUUGGUUCAUAUCAAGGGUCUGGGUCAAACUCCAAAGACUUUUUAGCACAAGCCUUUUUGUUAGUGUCUCAACAUGAAACAUUUGAGUAUUAUUUCACAACCCAGUUAUUUACAAAUACAGCUUUAUAUCUCUCAAAUGAAGAUAACAUAACCUUUCUGUUUAAUGGAUCUAAUGCAAAAAGCUAUAACAGUCUUGAUUUGUUGAAUCUUUAUAACAUAGUUUCAAAUAAAUAUUUUGGAUUGGUAAAACAUAUAGGUAUUAUCAUAAUACCUAAAAUUCAAGCAAGUGGUAACAAUUUUGACUUCAAUAGAAAUGGAUUUAAAUUGGCUAUAUCAUAUAGAAGAAAAGUAAUUGGUAAUGAAAAUUUGUCGUCACAUGUUACAACAGUAAACUCCAUUGUAUAUGCAUUCAAUGAGAAUUAUUAUAUUACUGGAAUACAAUUUCAAAAUAAAGAAUCAAUAAAAGAAACUUAUGCACUAUUUUCUUAUGAUUCCAGUGGGUAUCACUUUCUCGCUGAGUUUGAAAAAGGAAGUGGAGAUAACAGUAUCAUUGUUGUAAAUAAUUUUAUUAAAACACAAAUGUUAAAGUUUGAUGCAAGUUAUUUAAUUAAUCCAGUUGAUGUAAAUAUUUUGGGUCGUAAAGAUCAAAAGCAAUUUUACUCUAUAUAUUCUGCUGCUGCUUUUUACACAUGGAUAAAACUGCUACAAAUAAGUGAUAAUCCAGACGUCUGUUUUAUAAUAGGGCAAUAUAAUACUUAUCCAUCAACAUCUUUGUUAACAUAUAAAGUUACAUUGCCUUUGAAUGUAGUUGUAACAAGUUUGAAUUUUAAAAUUGAUAAUCAGUGUAACUCUGUCUAUUGUGGGAAUGGAUUUAAAGUGCGUGUUUAUUUGCUCAUGUCUGAAGAAAAUACAUUUAAUAAUACAUUUAUAGAUUUGAAAAAUAUGAUUUAUGAUUAUUCAAAGUUGUUUCUUUCAAAUGAACAAUAUAUCAUCCAUCACUUGUCUUCUAGUGGUAACAGUAUUGAUUUGUUGAGUCUCUAUAAGAAUGUUUUAAAAAAAUAUUCUGGGGCAGUGACAUAUAUUGGUAUUGUUGUGAUGCCUGAUAGUGUAUUGGAUCAAGCUUCUACCUAUUGUUCUUUCCACAAAAAUGAUAUUGAAUUAAGAAUAAUAUGGACUGGAAAUGAUGAGUUAUACGAUUCGAAUCCUAAAGUGACCUUUAAUACAGCUAUAAAUCUGGUUCAUUUAAGCACACAUAAUGAUGGUUUUAUUGUAUUUGGGAAAAGUAUAGAUAAACAAUUAAUAUCCACCAUUAUGUAUAAAGUUAACUUACCUUUAGAAAUAACCAGUUUUAAUUUAUCAAUUGGUAGUCCAUAUAGUUAUAAUAAUAUUGAUAGUGGAUUUACAAUACUUGUUUAUUUGCUAGUGUCGAAAGAUGAAUCUUUUAAUAAUAUAUUUGUUGAUCUAAAAAAUAUGUUGUAUAAUUACUCAAAAUUAUCUCUUUCAAAUAAACAAUAUAUAAAAUUUGUUAUGAAUCUUGGAUCCAGAUCCAUUGAUUUAUUAAAUCUUUUUAACAAUGCUUUAAAUGAUUAUUCUGACCCAGUUAAUUAUAUUGGUAUAAUUAUGAUGCCUGAAAAUGAAUUAAAAUCUGAGACCUUUUGUUAUGUCAACAAAGAUCAAGUUAAAUUAGUCAUAACAUAUAAAGGGCCAGAAACAUCAUUAACAUAUAUUUCAACUUUGAAAUCAAGAGUAUUUACUUUUGAUGACAAAUAUUUUAUUACUGGAAUAGAGAUGAAAAGUAAUGAUGUAAUAAAACAAACAUUUGUUUUAUCUGCUUUAUCUUCUGAUGCUUUUAUUCAAGAUCAAUAUGUAUAUGUUGAUGAGUUUGAACUUGAAGGAGGAGAAUAUCAAUACAUUGCAUUAAAUGGUGUUACCAUGGCAAAUGUUUUGAAUGUGACUUAUUUAAACAACGCACCUGACAUUAAAUUUUAUGGAAGUAAAUAUAUUGGUAUGACUUCGCCAAUUAUUUCUGCUGGGCUUGGGGGCUAUGAAAUUAAAGCUCAAGGAAAUGGUUUUCAAAUUCAGUUAAACAGUGAUAAUAAAAUUGUAGCUACAGUCAUUGCAAAAGACAGUAUGUAUGUAGCAUACAUGGAGAAUCCAAUUGCAGUCCCUUAUACUCUGACACUUGUAUGGUAUAAACAAAAUGAUACAUUGCUUUUGUAUCACAAUAAUGAUUUUAUUAGUGUGGGAAACCAUUCAAGUGUUUCUUCGUAUACUUGUUUGUAUAAUGAGUAUCUUCUUGUGUAUGCUGAUUAUUACAACUACUCAAAUCUUAACGGAGCACUAUCUGAUAUUAGGAUGUGGUCUGUUCCACUAACUUCUGAUGAGAUAUCUCAUUUAUUAAAUGAAACAGUUUCAGACUGGAACAAUUUAGAUGCAAAACCCCCAGCAGGAUUUAAAUUUGGUUCAGAUUGCUAUUGUAAAAAUAUGGUUUGUCCAUGUGAAAUGCUUGAACUGUCAAGUACUGUUGAAUAUACUAGCAGGAUAUCAGAUUUUUUUUUAAUAAAUGAUGAUGAAUAUUUUGAAGAAGAAAUUAGUGUGUUUAUGUUUAAUAAUUUUACAACAUACUUUGAUAAUAUAAUAUUGAACUUUCAAGAAAUUUGGCUUCAACAAGUAUUUAUAAAAGGCAGUUUAGUUUCAGAUAAAAGUGAUUCAUGUUCCAAUAUAACAAUGCAGCUUGAAAACUAUGCAGAGGUAGUUGAAACUAAAUGGUGUGACUCUGUAAAUUCAAAUGAGAAUUUUUCUAGUCCUGAUUUAACACUGUUGAUUAGUCACCUGCUUAAAGUUGUAAAUUAUGCUAAACCCUUGACAAUCAUAGUUGAGUUUAAUGGUGUUGUUUUGCAACCAGGAAGUGUUUUAGUAAUUACAUACUUGUUGCCUAAACCCUUUACUUUCAUUCAUGCAAGUGCAAUUCAAAGUGAUUCUCAAGAUUUGCUGGAAUCAUUUUCUUUACCUGUUACUAGUUCAUGUUUGUCAUUUCAGUUUAAGUUUGGUGGAACAGGAUUUGUGAGUCUUGUUGUAUUAGGUUAUACCAAACAGAUUACAAAAGAAUUAGCUUUUUUCUAUCGACGAGAGGGUCUUGACCAAUGGAUUAGCACUUUUAUCAGUUUGCAAAAUCAUGACCAUGUUUUAUCAGUAAAGUUUGUGGCUUUAAAAAAUGGUCUUGGCAUUGGUUACAUAGCACUUGGCACAAUACAGUUUUUAAGUUGUGAUAAACUAGGGGAAAAGGAACUUACUGCUGUAGAUAUUGAGAGUGGCUCAACAUACUUGAAUAAUUCGCUUUUUUUUUAUCCUGCAAUCUAUGUUAGAGGAUCUUCUGAAGUGUUUGCAAAUUUUCCUAACUCUAUAUUCACAUCAGAUGAUAAUAACAUCUUUUUACAAACUAUAUACGGUUACACUGAAGAAGUUUCAAAGAAAACACUUAAUUUUUUAGAAGUUAAUUUGAAUAAAGAUUUUACAUUUACAUUUUGGUACCAAGUUAAAAAUUCACCAUACGAAAUUUUAAGUUUCAUAUAUGAUAAAGAAAUAAAGAUUUAUCAGGAAACCUAUUUAAUUAGAAUGAGUGUUAAUGGUCAAGACCAAAAUGUUAACAUAAAUCAAUUGUUACAAUGGCAUUACAUUGUUGUUCAGUAUGAGCGAAAGUUUUUAAAGCUUUCGUUUGAAGUGGAUUUUAGCGUUAGUACUGUUUAUGAUGGAAUUCAAUUUCCACAAAUUUCAAGACUGAAGAUUGUUUUGCAAAAUAGUAUAUUCUGUUUUCAAAUGUAUAAAGAAGUAUUGUUUCUUUCUGCUUUGAAAGCAACAAUGUUAUGUAUGAAGACAGUGGAAAAUGCAUGCACACAAAAAAAAAGUAAUUGUGAAUGGUGUAAUCCAUUAUAUGGUGAAUGGGAAUUGUAUCCAUGGGAAUACAUUUUUGACAAAAAUGGUGAUUGUCUCCAAGUUUUAGAUGACUUUAACAAAACUUUCUAUCAAUCAUUUAACAACAUUAUCAAUGAAAGUUUUGUGGCUGACAACUCUGAUGGUUAUGAAGUUAAGUUAUCAGCAGAAGUUAAACCUGUCUUGGGUUUUGUUAAUAAUGGAUUGUCAACUGAGUCUAAUUAUGUUGUUGUUGCUAAUCAAGAUGUUACUAAAUAUUUAAGUAAAAGUUCCUAUAUGUUUUCAGCUUGGGUUAAACACACCUGUGAAAUUAGAAAUCAAUACAAGCCAAUUAUAAGUACUUCACUUGUUGUGUUGCUUUGUGGUGUUAUAGAUACAAAUGUUCUUACUUUUAAACCAACUUUAGUUUUUCAUGAUAAUUGUUUGUACCCAUUACCUGGAAAGUCUGGUUUGUGGUAUAACUUUGCAUUUGUUUUUAAUAAAACUAUUUCAGUUUACAUUGAUGGGCAACUUGUUUCAAAAAAAGAGUGCUUAGGCAAUGCUUUACCUUUUAAAGACAUCACAGAAAAAAAUGAUGUACGCGUGUGGAGUUUUGAUUUUAAUGCUACUUUGUUAGAUGAAGUAUUUAUUGGAGAUGUUGCUCCUGAAACGUUGUUCUGGAGGCAGUUAACAGGUAAUUUGAAUUUUGAAAAAACUAAACAAAUGACAAAACCUUUUCGAUUCUACUUAACCUCGCAAGAAACUUGGGUUUAUGAGACAAGUUUCCAUGGUAGUUAUCUGUAUGAAAGAGUUGUUACAAUUUUAGAACCUCAGAUAACAGAUCUGUUUCGCUUAUCAAUCAGAGAGUUUUUAUUAAUUGAAGUUAUAUCGAUGCAACUGAUUCAAAGCCAAAAAGUUAUUUGUAAUUUGGAUAUUUAUCUUGCCGUUCAAAGUAAAGAGGUUUUUCAAAAGAUUGCGGAAACUUUGAAUAAAUAUAUUCAGAUUUUGUUAGGUUUACAAACAUUAACAUUUUCAGAAAAUUCACUUAUUACUUCAACUAAUGAUUUGUUUGUUGAUCAAACAAAAUCUGACGAAUUACUUGAAUAUUACUCAAAGUUUGCAUCUUAUGAAGUGCUUCUUCAAAAUAAAACAUUUGUUGUGAUCUCAUUAAAGCUUUUUGAAGAUGUAAGAUAUCCUAUCAGUACAGCUUUUAUCCAAUGGAAACAAAAAGGUGGAUUUGACACUAAUCAAAUUUGGUCUAACCAAACUAAUUUUAUUAAAAUCAGUCCUUUAAAAACUUUUACUGAGUAUUAUAUUUGCUUCGCCUUCACAACAAAUAGAAGGAAGAUGAGUUUGUGCACCGAGCAAUCUAAAACAUUUAUGACUGCCGAAGGAGAACCUGUCCAGUCCCCAAGUUUAAGUUGUUCAGCUAACCAAGAAAAUAAAAGUAUGAGAUGCGACAUUGGUAUAAUAAGCCAGCAAAACUGGAUAGGAUUCCCUUAUAGCUAUAAUUUGAUAUACAGAGAAAAGUUGCCAGAUGAUAAUUGUGAUAACUCAGAAAGCAAAUUAAACCUUAACCAUUAUAUUAAUGUUGAUUAUAAUCUUAUAAAAACAAACCCUGAAAAAUUGCAUGUGAGUUUUGACACUUCUGAUUAUCCUUUUUUACAACUAUGUAUUAUUGCUUAUGGUACAACUCAAGGCGGGAAUGGAAUUGGUGUUUCAAAUUUUAGUGUUAUUAGAACUCAGAGCGCUGCACCUGAUAUUGCACCUGAUGGUUUAAAUGCAACUUUCAACAACACUGAAGUUUUAUUUGAGUGGCAAUCUCUUGAAAAUGAUAUAGAUGUUUGGAAUGAUUUUAAAGCAGGCUCUUACCGUUUAAGCUAUGGAAUUUUAAAAAGUUUACUAAUUACAGUUGAUUCUUUUAAGACUGUCAAUGUAAUCAAUAAUGAAUAUGUUUUAAAAAAUGCAACCCAAUGUCAUGUUUACAUUGCUUAUGUAAAUGCCUAUUCUAUUGCACUUGGUCCUGCAAGUCCUAAAAUAUGUUUUCUUAGUCCUAUUACACAACCAGACUGUGUAAAUCCUGUUAUUAAAGCGUAUUAUCUUGUUGACCCAAGAACAGCCGUCUUUCUUCCUGAUAGUUUUGAUCCUACAUAUUUUCGAGGAGUUAAAAAGUCAUGGUUAUUUCAUGUAAAUGUUACAGGAAGUUAUGAUCCUGGACCUAUUGAUUUAAAUUAUCGUAAUAUAAUGUUUAAUUUUGAAUAUUCAAUUGAAGACUAUGCUAAAAAAUCUGCAAUAUGUGAUGAUGACAAAUUAUUGAGAUUUCUUAAUCAAACUACUAAUUAUGAAUUAACUCUGAUGGGAUUACAUCCUUAUACAAGUUAUAAAGUUUCAAUUCAACCCUGCAAUGAAUAUGGUUGUGGUAACAUUUCAAAUCCUGUGUUUUUUACAACAUACUCUGACAAACCAAGUUGUUCACCCAACUCAAUUUACAUACAAAAUGAACCUGAUCUAGCUGUGGUUGUAUCAUGGAAUGUACUAGAUAAUAGUUGUGCUAACGGAAUUUUAGAAAACUACAUCCUUAAUUGCUUUGGAGAACAAUCAGGUCCCCUUGAAAAUGUUACAACAGAUCUUUCAGUAAUGUUUACCAAUUUGCAAUAUUAUGAGUCAAUUUGUUGUCGAGUUGCAGCAAGUAAUAUUAAUGGAACUGGACCUUAUAGUUCUGAAGAAUGCAUUUUCACUCCUGAAGCUGAACCUGAUGCUGUUCCAAUGUCACUUAACAUUGAUAUGACAUCUUUUACUGGACGUUUUACAAUACUGCCUCCUGAUCGUUAUGAGAUGAAUGGUGUAGUUUUAGGCAUUAAAGCAACCAUAAAAAACAUUUCUUUUGCUAAUUCAACUUUUGAAACAUCAAGACUGCUGCGUCGAUCUUUACCAUACUCUGAAGAGUUUGAUUUUUAUUUUAGUCCCAUUGAUUUGUACAGUGGUUCAGUAAAUAUUUUGUUUGAAUAUUUGCUUCCAUCAUUUGUGUAUUAUGUAGAGCUACAAUAUUUUAACUCAAUUGGUUAUGGUCCUUGGAGUGAUAUUUAUCAAAUUGUUACAGAAGAAUAUUAUUCAGAGGCACCAAGUUUAAUAUCAUAUUCAAGUGACAAUGUAAGUAUCAUAACAGUUAACUGGAGCAGUGUUCCCAUUGAAAAGAGUAAUGGAAUAAUAUCUCGAUAUAUAAUUUGUCGUAGUCAGAUAUUAGGCAGUAACAUCAUUGGAAACGAAGUAUGCUUCAACCACACAAAUCUUUUAGCCCUUGAGUUUAACUUAACUGGUCUAGAUCGUGGAAGCACUCACAAUGUUAGUGUUGCUGCAUGCAACAAGGCAGGAUGUGGAAAGAAGAUCUAUAUUCUUGCGAGUGCUAUGGGAUUCACUGAUGGGCAAUGGUUAGAGUGGUCAAAAUGGGGGGCAUGUAGUAAGACAUGUGAUCAAGGUCAGAUGAUAAGAACACGAGUUUGCACACCUCAUACUGAGGGUGGUUAUGACUGCCCUGGGAGUAACUUGGACUUCGCAUCUUGUCAAUUGGCAAGAUGCUCAGGCUUUGUUUUGGGAAGUGAAGGUCAAACAAACUGUACAGCUGUAUGUGCUCAGAACAAUUAUAUAUGUUCACCUUUUUAUUUAAAAUCAUAUAAUGAUGCAUCUCUUUUUCUGGAUGCAGUUAUACCAAUUAAAUGUCAAAUUAAUUUGGCUAACAAAGUCUACAGCUCUGAUUUAGAUCCUAGUUUUGAUAAUAGAACAGGUGUUUGUCAUGGUUACAUUAACAUUCCAGAUGAAGUUCCUUGUGAGAGUAAAAGUGCCUUUAAUCAACCAAAAAUGCACAGAUUGUGCAACUGUAUCAGUCCAGAUGAUUAUGGGUUUACAAAAUGGGCUCAUUGGAGUUUUUGCUCAGAGACUUGUGGAAACACUAGUGUACAAGUUAGAAAGAGGAAUUGUCUAGGAACUUGUACUGGAAACUCGAAAGAAACUCGUGUGUGUGAUGUUCCAUUAUGUCCAGUUGAUGGAGAAUGGGGAAGUUGGGGAAAUUAUUCUGAAUGCAAUACCACUUGUGGGUAUGGCUAUCAAAUUCGAACUAGAGAUUGUAACAAUCCAUCCACAGUUGGAAGUGGUACACCAUGUCAAGGAAUUCAAAAAGAUGAAAAACCAGAGUGUAAUGCAUUUCCAUGCCCAGUUGAUGGAGGUUACUCAAACUGGACUGAUUGGUCAAUAUGCAGUAGACCAUGUGGAGAAGGAGUAAGCAUAAGUAGACGUUACUGCAACAAUCCUGUACCUGCAUUGAGGGGUAAAGAUUGCAAUGGCAGUGAUGUAAUGAUAAUGCCAUGUUACCUUCAAAACUGUACACCUGUUCAAGUGGAUUUGACACAGAGAACACUGGAGACUUGGGUAUGGAAGAUGUAUAAUGUUAAUUCGAAAGAAGGGCGUGCAUUUGCUCAGCGGUUUGAAGAAUCUAUUUUUGAGCACUUUAAUAACAAUGGUAUAAAUGGUUUAAAUAGCGUUGAGGUAACCCAUCUAAAAGCUGGAAGUGUUAUUGUAUAUUAUACACUAACAUUUGAUUAUUUGUACGAUCAAAUGAUUCAUUUCAUUGAUGGAAUCAAUCAAGCAGGAAAAAUAAGCAACAUUAGUAUAGAUAGUAAGCAGUACUACUCUUCAAAUGAUGUGUCAUGCCCUCCUCCCUACAACAUAUCAGUUUCAUCUUAUAAUAAAAACACUGUGAUGUUAUCAUGGUUGCGAGAUACUUGUAUUAACAAAACAGACGCAUGGUUGUAUGUUUAUUACAAAGACAUUACUUCUGCAAACUCAACAUGGGAAUGGAGAGGUUUAGAUUCAAAUAAAACUUUAGGGUUUGUGCCAGAUCUCAUAACAUCUCAUAAAUAUAAAGCAUACAUGCUUACUGCUUUGAGUAUUGGAAAUGGUUUGCCAAGUGCAGUUUUUUAUUUUGAAACAUCACCUUUUCCACCAGAGAGACCACCUCCUUAUGCAAAUUCAUAUUCUACAGAUCCAACAGAAAUUUAUAUUGAGUGGACAGAUGUUCCAGUGAAAUAUAGUAAUGGUAAAAUACUUGGUUAUAGAAUAAGAUACAAGAUUUACACAAAAAAAGAAGCAUACCAAGUAGUUGAAGCUCAAUUUGGUUUUAAUGCUUUCACAAUAAAAAAUUUGAAGCCAUAUACAUUUUACCUUGUUGAAGUUUAUGGAUAUAAUGCAAAUGGUGAUGGUCCUGUUCAAUACUCUAUGUGUAAAACAAUUGAAGGAGUACCUUCUAUUCCAGUUCCAAAUUUUGUUGUAAAUGAUAUGCAAUCAACGAGUUGGUGGUCUGUAUCUUGGAAACCUAUACCAACAGAGUAUGUCAAUGGAGUUCUACUUGGAUAUCGACUUAUAUAUUAUUUAAGCUAUCAAUCAGGAGUAGAAAUAAGUGGAGAAAAAAUAAAAACUGUUUUAAAUUUUGACAUAUACACUCGUUAUUACAAACAAAGAGACCUUCUUAAUUAUGCAAUUUACAGUGUGAGUGUUGCAGGUUUUACUGCUGCUGGAAGUGGCCCUGCACCUGUAUAUCAAGCAAGAACAUGCAAAUGCCCUGAAUUACUUUUUGCAAACUUGUACAUUAAAAAACCAUUUACUUCAGCUGAUGCUGAUUUGAAUCCAAGCGGAUUUUUUUUAAAGUUGUUGCAAGAGAUGGUUGUUAAAUCUUGUGGUUCAUGUCAAGGUUACUCUAAUUCUAAACUUUACUUUAAUCAAUCUAAAACUGGAGAUGAAACAAUUAAAAGCUCAGAAUUUGAUUUAAAAAAUGCUAUAAACAAGGAUGUUGACUUUAGUUUUCCUAUUUACGGAAUGAAUGGACGUGAAGUGGCACCUGACAGUGAGUUUUCAGUGCUGGUUAGGUCGCCUGGAAUUGCAUUGGUUGUGCGAAAUGAAAACACAAUAAAUCAAGUUAUUAACAAAAUGUUGUUAGGCGUAUUAAAUGUGUGGCCUGUGCUGCUUAUCAGCUAUGCAAUUGCUUCUAUAUUUGGCAUUGCCAUUUGGUUUACUGAUCAGUUUUCAAAUCCAGAGCAGUUUUCCAAAGGAAGCUCACUUCGAGGACCGUUGUCAGGGUUUUGGUUUACAUUUGUCACUAUGACAACGAUUGGAUAUGGCGACUUAAGUCCACGCUCAAUAUUGUCACGAACGUUUGCAAUGGUUUGGUUUCUUACUGGAUUAAUUUUAAACGGCAUAAUUAUUGCUUUCAUAGUUACAAACUUAACGACUUUGAGUUCUUCCAAGGAUUAUAUGUUAUACAACACAAAGGUUGCUGCAUUGAACAAUUCUUUAGAACUUAAACUAGCUAUUACAAACAAUGCAGAGGUAUCUCAAGUGCGUUACACAAAUAUUAUAUCGAUGCUUGAAGAUUUACAGAACAAGGUUGUUGAUAUUGUGUACGUUGACACGUUAUCAUUGUUGGGUUAUCAAUCUGUGUUGGAUGAAAAAUCCUUAACAAUAAUAUCUCUCGAUAAUAUAAAUACUGGGUACGGUUUUGUCAUGUCUGGAAGCAGUGUGGUUUUAACAAUAGAUAUUGAUAGUUUCAUUGGUUCAAAAAGUAACGAAAUUUCUGCAUUUGCGACAUCAUUUAGACCAGAAAUUCCAAGCCUUGCUGUCCAAGAUUCAAGCCAAAUUAUUGCAGAUAUUUUUUCUGAAACAUCGCCCGCCUUUCAAAGUUCACUAAUUUACUUGGGCAUUAUGAUUAUUCUGUUUAUUGUUUGUGCUUUUACAUUUGAGUUUAUUAUGCAAAGAAAGAAAAACAAAGUUGGAGUGAAUGAUGCUUUCAAAGAGCAACUUUUUGAAUUAAGUCAGUACGUUUCUGAUUUUCGAGACAAGUUUGCUAGAGUUACAGAUGAAAUAGUGUGUCAACACGAUGAAGAAAGAGUACUUCUGACAGAUCUUAAAAGGUUUUAUAAAAAUAAAGUUAAGCGAAUUGGUGUCUACGAAACAGAAAGAUUGGUUGCUAUGAAUGAUAAAUACAGAUUUAAUUCUGUUAUAUUUAAACAGUCCAAGUAAUAUACGCUGUUUUUGCAGUUAUUCGUUCCAGCCACAUUUAAAAAACCCAAAUAAAUGUUUUUACAUUUAUACUUAGCAUAAAAUGCAAUAAAAUAUAUUUUUUAUAUAUUUUAUUUACAUUAUAAUUUACUUUUAAUAUUAUAAAAAAUCUUAUUUAAAGUGCGUUCAAAUAUUAUCAAUAUUUAAAAAUUUUUUUCAUAUUUUUUAACCUAUUUUUUUUUUUAAGCUAAAUCAAAAUUGCACUCUUUUACACAAUUACUAAGUUAUUUGAGAAUUGUAAGUUUUGUAUCGUAAAUUUUUUUAAACGGUGUAUAUUAAUAUUUUUCAUUUUCGAAAUAGUAAUACCAAUAAUUAGGUAUGUUUUUUAGGUGUCUCAUUUUUUAUUCAUUAGAAACAAGAGGAA